ACAUACAGUGCGCUCCUGUCAAAAAUCUACAAAAAUUCCGACAGGCCUUAAAUGCAGCAGUUAGCUUCAUAACAGCCCUUGUUUAACUGUCAGUUGGAGGUUUGUGCAUGAAGCAGAGAGGAAGGCGUCAUGGCUGCACUGUUUAAAGCUAGAAAAGCUCUUGGCUUGUGUCUCCGUGGCUGUCGAAGUCUGACUCAGCUCGCAGAGUUACCAGAGACUCAUCAGCUACUAAGACAGACCUGCAGAGACUACGCGGACAGAGAACUGAUGCCCAUCGCUGGCAAACUAGACAAAGAGCAUGUGUUCCCUGCCAAACAGAUUCAUGAGCUGGGGGCGAUGGGCGUAAUGGCGAUGGAGGUACCGGAGGAGCUGGGCGGAGCUGGGAUGGACUAUCUUGCUUACAGUUUGGCCAUGGAGGAGAUCAGCAGAGGCUGCGCCAGCACAGGAGCUGUAGUCUCUGUUAACAAUUCUCUGUAUAUCGGACCGAUACUGAAGUUUGGUACAGAGGAACAGAAAAAACAGUGGAUCACUCCGUUCACCACCGGAGAGAAGGUGGGCUGUUUCUCCCUCAGUGAGCCAGGGAAUGGCAGUGAUGCGGGUGCAGCCUCCACGUUAGCUCACCAGGAAGGAGACCAGUGGGUGCUGAACGGAACCAAAGCCUGGAUCACCAACUCCUGGGACGCCUCUGCCACCGUCGUAUUCGCCACCACAGACAAGAAGCUCAAACACAAGGGUAUCAGCGCCUUCCUGGUCCCAAUGCCACACCCAGGACUUUCUCUGGGGAAGAAGGAGGACAAGCUGGGCAUCAAGGCCUCGUCCACCGCCAACAUCAUCCUGGAGGACUGCAGGAUACCUCUGGAAAACAUGCUGGGCCCACGUGGUACAGGAUUCAAAAUUGCCAUGCAAACCCUGGACUGUGGACGGAUCGGCAUUGCUGCUCAGGCUCUCGGUAUCGCCCAGGCUGCUCUGGACUGUGCUGCCGACUACGCACACAAACGAACUGCAUUUGGAGCCCCAAUCGGCAAACUACAGGCCAUACAGUUCAAACUGGCUGACAUGGCUGUGGCAGUGGAGAGCGCUCGCCUGCUCACCUGGAAGGCUGCCAUUUUUAAAGAUUCAAACAAACCCUUCAUUAAGGAGGCAGCCAUGGCCAAGCUGGCAGCGUCUGAAGCCGCCACGUACUGCUCACAUCAGGCGAUCCAGGUUCUGGGUGGGAUGGGUUACGUGACGGACAUGCCCGCCGAGAGGCACUACCGAGACGCUCGCAUUACAGAGAUCUACGAGGGCACCAGUGAGAUCCAGAGACUGGUUAUCGCCGGCCAGCUUCUGAAGGAGUACCAGUCAUAAAGGUGCUUCUGUUGGUGACUUUGGUAUAAAACGGACACACAAUCCCAGAUCUGUCAGAGACCUCGCCUCAUCCAUAAAGAUAAGGAAGCCAGUGCGAUCAAGGUGCAGCUUUUACACAUUUUGGCGACCAGCCAUCGAAUCAGGGUUAGACUGAAGAUGACGCUGCAAAGAUUCAGAGGAAAUUCACUUGAUUUUACGUCUCCAUCGUCUGGCAUCUCAAGAAAAUGCAGGAUUCAAAGCUACGUAAUUUACCUCCGCUGCCUUGAGAUGAUAUCAGUACUUUGCCAGUUUAAAGGGUCAGUUCAAUUUGUUCCCUACUAAAGCUCAGGUUCACAUCUCUGCUCCUUAGUGGACCUGCAAUGACCUCCACUGGCCAGAGCUGAGUCUGCACAUAAAGUCAUAGUUUCAGUUUGAUUAAAGAGUCCAUAUUCUGCUUUUAUGUUCCUCCCUUCAGUCUUAUAUAGCUGCUUUUUCUGCGUGUACAAGGUCUGUAAACUUAGACCGCCCAGAGUUCGGGUCAAAGGGAGCUAUUCACUCCCACAGAAAACUCUGUACGAAACACCGUGUUUGAAGUCCAGGCUUUUCUUUCACUGAUUGACACCACCAUGUGACACAUAAUGAGCAACUGCCAUGUAAUCUACCAUUAUUUCCUCAUGGGCAAACGAACCAAUCAGAAGAGACUGAGCAUUUCAGUCUCAUUGUGUACAACACAAAAAAAUGUGCUUUUGAACAUUAAAGCCUGUAAAUAUGUUUUAGGAGACUCCAAAAUAUAAUUAUAAACCUGUAAAUGUGUAGAAUCUGGACUGUUAAAGCCAACCCCUUUUCAUGCUGCCAUGUUGUCUAAGUCGCUGGCAUCACAGAAAUACGCACAAAGUGCUGUUUGGCAUUGGUGCCACCCACUUUUGACUCUCGUGUGUGUGUGUAUAUAUAAAUAUAUAUAUAUAUAUAUAUACAUAUACACGACCGUUCAAAAGCUUGGGGUCACUUCGAAUAUCCUUAUUUUUGAAAGAAAAGCAUUUUUUUUCCAAUGAAAAUAACUUUAAAUUCAUUCGAAAUACAGUCUAGAGUCUAGACAUUGUUAAUGUGGUAAAUGACUAUUCUAGCUGGAAACGGCUGAUUGUGUUAGCUAAUGGUGUUGAAAGGCUAAUUGAUGAUUAGAAAACCCAUGAGCAAUUAUGUUAGCACAUGAAUAAAAGUGUGAGUUUUAAGGAAAACCAUGAAAUUGUCUGGAUUACCCCAAGCUUUUCAAUAUAUAUAUAUAUAUAUAUGUAUAUAUAUAUAUAUAUAUAUAUAUAUAUAUAUAUAUAUAUAUAUAUAUAUACACCGCCUGUCAAAAGUUUUGAGAUGGGUUCUAAUUUAUUUGAAUGAGAAAUUGUCUCAAAACUUUUGAGAGGGGGUGUAUAUACACGUGGCACAAUGUGGCAUAAUUAACUGUACUUUCACCAAGGACACUGAGGUUUGCGUUCUUAUUUUUAUCAUUUAGCUUCAUUAUAUUUUGUGACUCAAGCUUGGUUUCCACUUGCUGUUAGGUUAAGUUUAGGCACCUGGUUUUGCUUCAAAUACACCUUUUCACAAUGUUGACCACAUGUUACAAGGCACACUUCUAGUUACCUGAAAAGAAGCAACAGUAAUUUUAUAUACAUUUCAUAUUUUUAUGUGCUUUUGAAGUAUAGCAUUAGAAAAUGCCAAAUUUAAAAAAAAAACUUCUCUAAUUUACACUUGCUUGAGGUGUUUUUCUGCUUUUUCUUAAGCCUUAAUGAGCGUUGUGGGAGGUCGCAACAUCUUUACUGAGCAAGUUACUGAACAGCUCUUUCUGCUGUUGUCUUUGCAAACAACAUAAACCUGGCACAUACCAGCUGACAUGAAAGAAUAAUGACCACUUUUUAACAAUGGAGAACAAAUACUGAAGACUUUUCAUUUUUCUCUCUUAGAUGGACAUCGUGUUUCUUCAAUUUUUUUCAGCAGAUCAAACAACUAAAUUUGUUUCCAGUUUCUUCUACUGUUAAUUACAGUUGUAUUGCCUACAGCGCCACCUUCUGACAACACUGUGCAGCCUAGUUAAUGCACUCCACAGCAGUUAAUGAAAUAAACCUGACUGGCUUCAAAUGAGAUCAGGCUCAAAGUAAUGCAGACUUUUAAAAAAAACAACUCUUUCUUGAACAGAAUAAGAAACUCAGCAGCAGGUGUUUAAUAGUUUUCAAUCACAGUUGGAUAAAUAGAAUGAAUUCCCCUCUCAAAGUACUCUGUUUUUUUUUUGUUUUUUGUUUUUUUAGAGUGAACUGACCCUUUGAGAUGAUAAACGCUACAAACAGUCCGGACACUGACUCAUCUACAUUUUCCCGUCCCAUUCUGUGCUCUCUGAGGAGCUUCCACCACCAGGGGGCGACUCUGUGCCUUCACGUUUCUGUCUCAUCACCUGCAGUCUGAUUCAUCAAACACUCAUCUUCAGAAUGUACGCUCUUGCUGCUCUGCAGUGUAACUCAUUUGGAGAUGGUAGUUAAUUGGAGGAAAUUCUUGGUCAAUGCAGUUUUGGUGCCAAUUAUGUGAAUUUGUCAAAUGCUGUGCAAGGCUGUGUAAUGAAAUGCAGCAUGUCAGUGCCUCAAUAUCUUGUACAUACUUUAAUGUGACUGAUUGUGUGCUGAUAAUGAUAACACAAUAAAAAUGCUUUGUAGAUGCUACACAUAAAUUAUGGAUUUUCGACAUUAAAAAUGAAACAUGAGCAACUUUAA
Acanthochromis polyacanthus (spiny chromis) is the source of this 4076-nucleotide messenger RNA. RefSeq names its product acyl-CoA dehydrogenase short chain (gene acads). Gene Ontology annotation, molecular function: flavin adenine dinucleotide binding. Lineage: Eukaryota; Metazoa; Chordata; Actinopteri; Pomacentridae. Gene Ontology annotation, cellular component: mitochondrion. The transcript is spliced from 10 exons. The coding region runs from base 130 to 1347 and encodes 405 amino acids. The record is from RefSeq and is a predicted model, not a curated record. Gene Ontology annotation, biological process: butyrate catabolic process; fatty acid beta-oxidation using acyl-CoA dehydrogenase.